GAAACGAGCCAGCGCUCGUCCAGCCGUAUACGGGCUCGUCGGUCACAACCAUCCAUGUUGACCACGGUUCGUUCUCUUCCGAACGGCUCGGCUCUCACCACAUCCCGACUCAGAUCCACGACCACUGGGACACGCCGCCGCUCGCCGCUCGCGCCCACGGCAGCCGGGUUCACCCCCAAGCUCCACCCACCGCCGGAUCCCCCCGCCCCCAAGCUCCACCACCGCGGGAUCCGCUAAUCCACCGGCCAUGGCACGGGCUACACACCCGCGCGCCAUCAGGACGCCGCUCCCCCGUAUCCCAUGCGCCAUCGGGAAAUCCCACGACGGCCCAUGAGGAGCUGGCUCAGGCCGUGCGCUCGAGGCCGCCUUCGCUCUAGCACCGAUGGUUGUCUCGUACUCGGGCGGCCAUGCUCAUGUCCCACCACAACGCCCCCUCCCCGCCUCCAGCUCUGGAUCCAGAUGGCAUCAAGGCCACCACCGAGCCUCCCGAGCGUCUCCUCUUUCGUCCACGGGCUCAGCGCCCGCCCAAUCCCUCGCGCACGCCGACCCACACUGGAGCUCCAGCGCCUGUCCUUCUCCUUGUUCAUGUCUCCUCCUCAUCUGCAUCUUAGCCUUUUCUUUUUCCUUUGGUCAUGCAGGGAGCACGCAAUGAGCCUCGCCGCUGCCGCCAGCACCCGGACGUCGUCGCGCAGCCACCACCUCCGAGUUCGCCGGCCGCUGAAGCCCGUCCUCCCCUGCGUCCGGCACCGCCACUCUCUGGCUUGCCUCCAAGCGGAUUCGGCUGCCCUCGACCUUGUCUACUCCUCCCGUCGACAGAUUUGACGCACCGCCGCCGGAUCCGUCUUCAUCGGACUGGAUCCGCCAGAUCCGGCUGCCAUCGGCUGCCCCCGGCCUCGUCUACUCCUCCCCGUCGCCAGAUUUGACGCGCCGCCGCCGGAUUUGCCUCCAUCGGAUCGGAUCCGUUCGGAUUAGGCUGCCCUCGACCGUCCCCGGCCCUCGACCCUCCCCGGCCUUGUCUGCUCUUCCAGUCGAUCUGAAAUACAAAACAUUUUUUUUCACAUACAUAAUGAACCGCGGGUUAAUUACUUAAAACCACAGGGGGCUUUUUGCAAAAAGUGCAUGACGACGGACGACAGAAACCCAAUUCUCUUUAUUAUUAGGUAAAGAUAAAGAUAAAGAGGUAAAGAUAAAGAUUAGGUAAAGAUAAAGACUAGGAACGCACCACCGUAUCGGUAGAAGACGGACGCAAGGGACACAAGAGUAGUCAGUAGUGGGCCCAAAGGACGGUAUAUCUCCUGAAGAUACCGUGCACCACCCAUGCACGCACCAGAGCGCGGGCGGCGGCAUCGUGGCUGCCGUCCCCGGCCGGACGACGCCACCCGCGCGGACUCCACGAUGCCGCCCGCGCGCCAAAACCGAGCCGACCGCGCUUUUAAAACUCACCAAUCCGCCCCCGCGAUACACCCCACACGGACGGACGGAGCUCGCGACAUGGAGGCCGAGACGCUCGAGUGCGGCGGCGACGCGGCGGCGAUCGUGCUCUCGCGCCUGCCGCACCCGGACGACGCGGCGGCCGGGGCGCGCGCGGCCUACGUCAACGCCGCCACGGGCCGCGCGCUCUCCUUCGCGGGCCUGCGCGGCGCCGCGCUCUCGCUCGCCUCCGCGCUGCGCCUCGGGCUCGGCCUCCGCCGCGGCGACGCCGUCCUCGUGGCGCUCCCCGCGCCCGACGACGACCCGCUGCUGCUCCCGCCCGUCCUCCUCGGCGUCCUCGCGGCCGGCUGCGUGGCCGUCCUCGCUGCCCCGGGCGCCAGGGUAGACGCCGUGGCGCGGGAGUCCGGCGCCGCGAUCAUCGUCGGCGCGCCGGGGACGGGCGGCGGCCUGCCGCUGCUGCUCAUGUCGAGGUCGUCGGACCCACGGACUGUGUCCGUGGAGGAGCUCAUGGAAGGCGGCGACCCGGCCGCGCUCGACGCCGUCGCCGCGGACCGGCCAGACCACUGGGACCCGGCCCUCGUGGUCCACUGCUCGUCGGCGACCAACAAGGUGGCCAUGACGCACGCCGACCUGAUCGCCGCCGUGGGCGGCGUGGCCUCACCCGACGAAGACCGGGUCUGCCUUGCCACACUCCCGGCGUGGGGAACCAGCGUCCACGGCGGCCUGGCACUGCUCGCCCUCGGGCUCCCGGCGGCCGGAGCCACCACGGUGCUCCUGCCGCCUUCCUCCGACCUGCGGGCCGCGGUGGCCGCCCACGGCGCCACCGACGUCGUGGCGACCCCCGAGGCGGCCGCAGCGCUCUUUGCUCCCGGGCUGCCGCAGGGGAAGCUCGCCACACUGCGGAGGGUGACAGUGGUGACGCCGCUCGCAGAUGACGCACGGCAGGCGUUCCGCCGCAGGCUAUCGUGGGUCGAUCUGGCUGAGAUGUCCGGCGCGCCGGAGAUGGGAGCAGCGACGGCGGAGUCGCCGGAGCAGGUGAAGGUGGCUCCUGCACCUCUGGGGCCUCUGCUGCUCGUGCAACCUGAUGCUGCAGCCACACAGCUGAAGGGCAAAAUACCAGACCAAAUGCCAUCGCCAAGCGAGGCUACCUCUCUGGUGUCGCCGCUUCAGAAGAUCCAAAAGACUGUUCUCAGUGACGCCUUCGCAAAAUCAGUCGCGGGCAAGUUCUUGAGGAGGAGCCCGGUGGCCUGCGACAAACAAGCCGUCUCAAAACUGUAGCAGCUUCGCCUCUGUUUCGCUGCUGGGUGGCUGCCUGUCUUGAAGGACCUGGCAUAUAGAAUGCUUAAAGAGUUACAAGUGCUCCCGGAAGUUGUACUAUCACAUAUCGAGCCAUACGAAAAAUUGGAAGGGGGUCUGUAAAAGGAGAACCGAUAGUUUUUACGGACUCUAGUUUAGCGAAAUCAAGGUUGUCUUGGUGGACCUGACAUAUAAUGCUUAAAGAGUUACAUACACUCUUUGUAAGUUCAAGUAUGAAAUAUUGAGCAAGUUGAGCAGAGGUGGCCUCAACGGUAGGGAAAUCAGUAUAACACGGGUCAAAUACAUGAAAUGGAAUGCAGCUUUGGAAUA
Messenger RNA from Triticum dicoccoides, 3057 nucleotides. RefSeq names its product 4-coumarate--CoA ligase-like 7. The coding region runs from base 1318 to 2709 and encodes 463 amino acids. The transcript has 3 exons. NCBI's taxonomy places the organism in Eukaryota, Viridiplantae, Streptophyta, Magnoliopsida, Poales, Poaceae. Gene Ontology annotation, molecular function: CoA-ligase activity. The record is from RefSeq and is a predicted model, not a curated record.